Messenger RNA from Xyrauchen texanus (razorback sucker), 2495 nucleotides. RefSeq names its product breast cancer metastasis-suppressor 1-like protein-A. The transcript is spliced from 10 exons. Gene Ontology annotation, biological process: negative regulation of transcription by RNA polymerase II. The record is from RefSeq and is a predicted model, not a curated record. The coding region runs from base 55 to 1029 and encodes 324 amino acids. Lineage: Eukaryota; Metazoa; Chordata; Actinopteri; Cypriniformes; Catostomidae. Gene Ontology annotation, molecular function: histone deacetylase binding. Gene Ontology annotation, cellular component: Sin3-type complex.
GCUUCAUCGUUUUGAUCGCAGUGGAUUUGUUUACGAUUAUUAACGAGUCAAUAAAUGAUGCCAAUGCAUCCACGCGAUAGAAAAGAUAAUAAUCACGGAGAAAUGGAUGUGGACUAUCCAGAGCAGUUGGCGAGCAGUUCAGAUGAAGAGGACUCGCUGAUCUCGUCCGCUUCUGUGGAUGGAGACACUUCAGACAUGGAUGAUGAAGACUGUGAAAGAAGGCGAAUGGAGUGUUUAGAUGAGAUGACAAAUCUUGAGAAGCAGUUCACAGACCUCAAGGAUCAUUUGUAUAAAGAGAGGCUCAGUCAGAUGGAUCUUAAAUUACAAGAAGUCAUAGCUGGCAGUGCUCCAGAAUACCUCGAACCCUUGGCCACCCUACAGGAGAACAUGCAGAUCCGAACCAAAGUCGCAGGUGUCUAUCGUGAGCUCUGUUUGGAAUCUGUCAGAAACAAAUAUGACUGUGAGAUGCAAGCAGCAAGCCAGCAUUGGGAGAGUGAGAAGCUCCUACUUUUUGACACUGUACAAAGUGAACUGGAGGAGAAAAUCAGGCGAUUGGAGGAGGACAGACACAGUAUAGACAUAACUUCAGGACUGUGGAAUGAUGGUCUGCAGUCUAGGAAGAAUAAAAAGAAGGAUCCCCUCAGUCCUGGAAAGAAGAAAAAACCUGCGGUUGUUUCUGGACCAUACAUUGUUUACAUGUUGCAAGACCUGGAUAUACUUGAAGACUGGACUGCCAUAAGAAAGGCUAUGGCUUCAAUGGCUCCCCACAGAGUAAAAGUUGAUGUUCCUCUGAAAUCUGAGAAACACCAUCAUGUUGCCCGGUCAGAGGAUGGACGUCUGUUCUAUGACAACAAAUGGUACACCCGAGGUCAGGCCAUAUCCAUAAACAGGAAGGACGAGUACCCCACCAGUGCCAUAAUAACAACUAUUAACCACGAUGAAGUUUGGUACAAACGUCUGGAUGGCAGCAAAUCAAAGCUUUACAUUUCUCAGCUCCAGAAAGGCAAAUAUACUAUACAGCUUUCAUAAACUUUCUCUUCCUCUGCCCACUACCCCUCUGUUUUCAGUGUCAAAACUGAACCUCGACUGGUUCGACCAUGACUACACUUUCAUGGAGGGACUUAGAAGGUCUUACAGUACAUGCAUGUACCAUAUGUUUGCAUGUCAGAGCUGCUAAACAAACACCUGGUUGCCAAGGAAACAGUUAAAAUGUAUAUAUGCUGUAUGUGUGUGUGUGCGUUGAUUGAAAGGAUGAGGCGGUAAAGCCUUGUUGAAAAUAGAGCAGAAGAGCAGCCCCACUUAACGCAAUGCCCUGCUGAUAUUGAUUUUAUUGAUCACGUCACUGUUUCCAUGCCUUGUAUGAAAUACAGAUUGAGUUUUUUAUUUGUUGAUUUAUGGUGCAGCAUGCUUUUCUGUUCUGACACUAGUUGGCACCAUAUGUCCUGUUCUGGGUCGGUAUGAUGCAUACUUGAAAAGUUCAUGUAUUAAAAAACGAGAUGUUCGUAAAGCUCUGUUGGACUAACGUGUUAUUUUUCUACUCUUCAUCAAAAUUAUAGACAGCAACUUGUUUGUUCACUCUUAAAGACUAUUAAAUCUGUAUAACUGUAUUUCUCAGAAUGUCAUAGCUCAGUGUUAAUGUAAUGGGGCUUGUUCAUGUCAAAAGUCUCUUUUUUUUUAUUUUAUUUUUGUAUAAAGUGUCAUAUUAAGUGAUCUUUCAAUUUGUAAGUAUUAUUUCCUGCCAUGCCAACACCAGGAGCCAAUUGCAACUAUCCCCUCUAAAUAAAUAAUAAUAAAAAACUUGAUGGUGAUGGUACUGCUUCAUUUAAAACAGAAGGGGUUUGUUUCAACCACUUUGGUUGCAACUUGGAACAGAGAUGUAGCAUCUUUGUUUCUGAGCCUUUGAUCAAAUGCAUGUGAUGUAUUGAUGUCACGUGUGUUGUGUACCAGAGGACUUGCGACUCAUUGUCUUGCUAUGAAAACAUUCUUUGUUUCUGUUAAAUGUUGGAUUUUUAGAGUGCCCAGACAAAUUUCAGCUAGAGACUUGCAAAUGUGAAAACCUUGAACGUUGCACUGAAAUGUUUUUCAGUAUGAUUCACAUUCAUUUUACAGUAUUUUAGCUUUUAGAAUGCAAAAAGAAAGUGAAGACCACAUAACUUACUGUAGCUGCAUUAUCUUUAUUCUUGUUUUUAAAUGUGCUUAAAAUGAUGCAAUACACUACACAAAGCCUGCCAAAAGAACAAAGUCUUCCAGAAUUUACAGAGCCCAAAGGUAGACGCACAACCAUUUCUUUAAUAUUAAUCUCCUCCUAUUAACAAAGUCAGUCAUAUCUGGGCAUUGUGUGGAGUUUGAAAGAAAUGAAGUGACCUGUAAAUUGUGAUUUUUAUAGAAGAUAAAGGUUUAGAAGAGGCUCUGAUAGGACUGUGAAUGAACUGAAAUGAAUACUGUUCUCUGGAGUUUGAGUUGAAAUAUUCACAUUGGAAAUGUCAUGUUCUGAA